AUGGCGCUGGGCAUGGGGCCUGCCGCCGUCCCCUUGUCGGGCUACAGCCCCAUGUUUAUCCUCCCCACCCUGAACUUCACCGUGGGCCAGGUGGCCGCUGUAUGUGAGACGCUUGAAGAAAGUGGAGACAUUGAACGGUUGGGCCGUUUCCUGUGGUCGCUACCUGUCGCUCACCCUAAUUGUGCGGACUUAAACAAGAAUGAAGCCGUUCUCCGAGCCCGGGCGCUCGUAUCUUUCCACACGGGCAACUUCCGUGAGCUGUAUCACAUUCUGGAGAAUCAUCGUUUCUCCAAGCAUUCCCAUGCCAAGCUGCAGGCCAUGUGGCUCGAGGCCCAUUACCACGAGGCCGAGAAACUCCGUGGCCGGCCACUAGGUCCAGUAGACAAAUAUCGGGUUCGGAAGAAGUUUCCCUUACCUCGGACCAUCUGGGACGGAGAACAGAAGACUCAUUGUUUCAAGGAGCGCACAAGAAGCCUUCUACGAGAAUGGUACUUACAAGAUCCCUACCCAAACCCGACUAAAAAGCGCGAACUAGCGCAAGCAACUGGUCUCACUCCGACCCAGGUGGGAAACUGGUUCAAGAACCGCCGGCAAAGGGACCGUGCUGCCGCCGCCAAGAACAGACUUCUUCAACAACAAAUGCAUCAUCACCAACAGCAGCACCUAAGUCGCCACACGACUAGUGGGAACAGUACGGCGACCAGCCAGAGUGGCCCGUCUCCGGUUGGCCAGCGAACCGCCGACUCCACUGAACGGAGGCCAACGACGGAGGAGACAGAAAGUACUAAUGGGAGUUGCGGCAGUUGUGGCGGGAUCAGUUUUAUGCCUGGAAGUCCGACAGUGGUGUCGACUAGUUCAGAGUCCAGUUGUAGUCCUUCACCGGUUCACGCCCAUGGACAGUGA
Limulus polyphemus (Atlantic horseshoe crab) is the source of this 903-nucleotide messenger RNA. Its product is annotated as homeobox protein SIX6-like. NCBI's taxonomy places the organism in Eukaryota, Metazoa, Arthropoda, Merostomata, Xiphosura, Limulidae. The coding region runs from base 1 to 903 and encodes 300 amino acids. The transcript is spliced from 2 exons. Gene Ontology annotation, molecular function: DNA-binding transcription factor activity, RNA polymerase II-specific; RNA polymerase II cis-regulatory region sequence-specific DNA binding. The record is from RefSeq and is a predicted model, not a curated record. Gene Ontology annotation, cellular component: transcription regulator complex; nucleus. Gene Ontology annotation, biological process: regulation of transcription by RNA polymerase II.